This is a messenger RNA of Ilex paraguariensis (yerba mate), 1039 nucleotides long. The record is from the annotation of a GenBank genome assembly. NCBI's taxonomy places the organism in Eukaryota, Viridiplantae, Streptophyta, Magnoliopsida, Aquifoliales, Aquifoliaceae.
UGAGUUCCCAAAUGGGCUCUCUCUUUCCUCUCACUUUGAUGAUUCUUUCACUGGCAUCUUCAGCAGCUACUAAAGCUCAAGCUCAAGGUAUCAAAUCGGCUCGUCUUCUUGAUCUUGUCAUUAGAGAUUACACAUUCCAGUCGUACGACAAAUACUUUGGGACAGGCAAAUUACACACCUUGGAUUUACCAGCAAACCUCUCGGGAAUUAAGGUCGAUACAGUAAGGUUUCGUUGUGGCAGUCUUCAUCGAUAUGGUGCAAGAGUUAAAGAAUUCAAUUUGGAUGUUGGUGUAACUGUGCACCCUUGUGUGGAGAGAGUCAUGGUAGUUAGACAAUACCUCGGAUCAAACUGGUCAUCUAUAUAUUAUGAUAAUUAUGAAUUAUCAGGGUAUCAACUUAUUUCACCUGUUUUAGGCCUACUAGCUUACAAUGCUGGUGACAAUAUAAACUUCAGUACCCCAUUCGAGAUUGGGAUUCAAGCCGGAGAAAAUCCCAUUACCAUUGAUUUUAGCAGUACCGCAAGGGCUAACACCACAUCAGGGAUUAUACCAUUAUGUGCUAGUUUUGAUAGCGAUGGCAAGGUAACAUUGGCGAAUCAAGUGUCACCGAAUGUUUGUGCUGCAAUGAGGCAUGGCCAUUUUGGAUUGGUUGUUGAAUCGCCGUUGUUGCCAUUGAGGAAGAAAAUUAGUACAUGGAAGAUGGCGGUUGGGACCUCAAUUGGAGCUGCAUUGGGAGCCUUUCUUCUAGGUCUGCUUUUGAUUGCUUUGUUUGCUAGGGUGAAGAAGAAAGCAAGAAUGGAGGAAUUGGAGAGGAGGGCCUAUGAAGAGGAAGCUCUACAAGUUUCCAUGGUUGGGCAUGUGAGGGCUCUUACUGCACCAGUCACCCGGACAGUGCCUUCAAUUGAGCAUGAGUAUAGGCCUCCUCCUCCUUGAAUUCCUCAUAUUUGUUCUUAUUCUUUUUGUAACAUUAUCCGAAAAUGAAAGAAUUUGAUAGUUUAUAGAUAGAAAAGUUGAGCAAAUUUGCAUAGGCUUCCAGUCCA